This is a messenger RNA of Peniophora sp. CBMAI 1063, 238 nucleotides long. The record is from the annotation of a GenBank genome assembly. NCBI's taxonomy places the organism in Eukaryota, Fungi, Basidiomycota, Agaricomycetes, Russulales, Peniophoraceae.
UCUUGCACCUAACACACCCUCGUGGAACCUCGCCCUCGACUCGUACCUAAAUGGUGCAUACCACUUCCCUACGGACAAAGGUGCGGAGCACAUUUUGCCAUGGUGGAGUGCUUACGGGAACAAGUUUGCACCACUCGGCGCGAUUGCGCACGAUGUCUUGGUCAUUCAGGGUACCAGCACGCCUGUCGAGUGCCUGUUCUUGAGCAGCGGCCUCACUCUCCGCAACAACUGGUCGUGA